CCUGACUCCAGGCUCCAGCUACGCUAGGAGCGGGAGCGCGCAGGCGCUUCGUGAGGCUCAAAGAGCGCGGAGUAGCGGAGCUGGACGCGCGGGAAUCGUCACCCAGGGACCUGCUGGAAACCUCGAGAAAACAUGGGGAGGGUUUUCCUCACAGGAGAAAAAGCCAAUUCAGUAUUAAAACGCUACCCAAGAUCUAAUGGACUUUUUGAAGAAAUAAGACAGGGCAACAUUGAGCGUGAGUGCAAAGAAGAAGUCUGCACAUUUGAAGAGGCAAGAGAAGCUUUUGAAAAUAAUGAAAAAACUAGAGAGUUUUGGAGCACCUACACGAAAGCGCAACAAGGAGACAGUAACAGAGGAAGUGACUGGUUCCAAUUUUACCUUACCUUUCCAUUAAUCUUUGGCCUCUUCAUUAUCCUCCUUGUCAUUUUCCUAAUCUGGAGAUGCUUCCUAAGAAACAAGACUCGUAGACAGACAGUGACUGAAGGCCAUAUUCCUUUUCCUCAGCACCUUAAUAUUAUCACUCCAUCUCCCCCACCAGACGAAGUGUUCGACAGCAGUGGAUUGUCUCCAGGCUUUCUGGAAUAUGUAGUUGGGCGCUCAGAUUCUGUCUCCACUCGCCUAUCCAACUGCGAUCCCCCACCGACCUAUGAGGAAGCCACUGGCCAGGUAAACCUGAGGAGGAGUGAAACAGAACCUCAUUUAGACCCACCUCCAGAGUACGAGGACAUAAUCAACUCCAGCUCAGCCAGUGCCAUUCCUAUGGUGCCUGUGGUCACCACCAUCAAAUGAAGCUGCAAACUUCUUUUUACUCUAAUCGUUUUUAAAAUACUAAUGAAAGAACUUUCUAGCACUUUAC
Messenger RNA from Cynocephalus volans (Philippine flying lemur), 856 nucleotides. It is a transcript of the gene PRRG1, whose product is annotated as proline rich and Gla domain 1. The transcript has 4 exons. Gene Ontology annotation, cellular component: extracellular region. The record is from RefSeq and is a predicted model, not a curated record. The coding region runs from base 133 to 789 and encodes 218 amino acids. Gene Ontology annotation, molecular function: calcium ion binding. Lineage: Eukaryota; Metazoa; Chordata; Mammalia; Dermoptera; Cynocephalidae.